AAGGUUAUGAAAAGCUAUCUAAGAAACAACAACUAAUUAAGAGAGAAUUAUUCAUUAUUCAUGGGUUCCGAAGAAAAAAUCAAGCUUCCGAUUCUAAACUUCACCAAAGAAGAUCUGAAGCUGGGAAGCAAUUCCUGGUCAUUUGCAUGCGAGAGGGUGCGCAAAGCACUCGAAGAACAUGGCUGCUUUGUAGUUGUGUUUGAUAAAGUUUCUGACGAGCUUGAAAAUGGUGUUUUCAAUUCCAUGAAGGAACUGUUUGAUCUCCCAACAGAAACAAAAAUGAGAAACAACUAUGAGGGGAUGCCCUUGAAAGGCUACGUUGGACAGAUCCCCAAGAUUCCUCUCCAUGAAAGCAUGGGCAUAGAUGAGGGAACAACGCUUCACAAGAUUCAAGGCUUUGCUCAAAAACUGUGGCCCAAUGGAAAUCAUCAUUUCUGUAAGAAUUUGUUUGAGUAUGCAAAGAUAGCAGAGGAAUUGGAUCGAAUGGUAGCAAGAAUGAUAUUUGAAAGUUAUGGUCUAAUGGAGGAGCAUUAUGAAGCAUACAUGGGGUCCACAAGUUAUCUCCUAAGGUUGUUGGCACACAAAUCACCAAAAGAGGUUGUUGAGGAGCCUCAACUGGGUUUGGUGUGUCACACUGACAAGAGCUUCACAACAAUUCUUCACCAAAACCAUGUCAAUGGACUCAUGGUGGAGACAAAAGAUGGGAAUUGGAUCCAUGUUGAUUUUUCUUCUACUAAUUCCUUUGUGGUCAUGGCUGGCGAUGGUUUAAUGGCAUGGAGCAAUGAGAGAAUCAAGUCACCGAACCAUAAAGUUGUGAUGAAUUAUAAUAACAAGAAUGAAACGAGGUACUCUCUUGGUUUGUUUGCCUUUUACAAAGGGAUUCUUCAAGCACCUGAAAAGCUUAUAGAUGAAGAGCACCCUUUGAAGUAUAAGCCAUUUGAUCAUCUUGCAUUACUGAACUUCAGUUACAGCGUUAACAUUAAAGACUAUUGUGGCAUGUAAUAUAAAUAUUUUUCCUUCAAGGAUUAUUAGAUAAAUUGUGUGAUAUGUAUUAUAUUCAGUAAGAUGUCAAGUGUUUGAAAUUAAAUAAUAAGUUAUUCGUAUGUUUAUUUA
Arachis stenosperma is the source of this 1113-nucleotide messenger RNA. Its product is annotated as 2-oxoglutarate-dependent dioxygenase AOP3. The record is from RefSeq and is a predicted model, not a curated record. Lineage: Eukaryota; Viridiplantae; Streptophyta; Magnoliopsida; Fabales; Fabaceae. Gene Ontology annotation, molecular function: dioxygenase activity. The transcript is spliced from 3 exons. The coding region runs from base 61 to 1002 and encodes 313 amino acids.